Messenger RNA from Linepithema humile (Argentine ant), 6777 nucleotides. Lineage: Eukaryota; Metazoa; Arthropoda; Insecta; Hymenoptera; Formicidae. The record is from RefSeq and is a predicted model, not a curated record.
AGCCAACUCAGCUCGACACACACUCGGCGGUUUACACCUCCUCUCGGCACGACGGCGGUGACACACGUUUCAUGCUCGCGCGCGUACACGCGCGUACACAGGCACACGACGCGUACAGACGACGCGUUCCCGCGGCGACGCACGCACGCGGUCCGACGACGACGACGAGGACGAAGAAGACGCGCCCGAUCGUCGAAUCGCACCGAGGGAGGAACGCGCGUCUCGGCGUCCCCGCGAGACGGAUCCCAGUGGUGUGAACCCCUCUGUUCGGGUGGUGGUGCAGGAGGCAGCGUGGCGAGACGUCGAUCGGCAUCGACCGCGCCAAAUUUCAAUCCGCGACUCCCUCCCUCACGCCGCGUGCUGCGCGCGCUCGAUCUUGCCGUGUAGAUCCCCACGUGUGCGUGCGUUGAGAGAAAAAGGGUACGCGAGAGGAACCGGAAGCGAGAUGUCCCGCGAGAUGCAGCAGACGACCUAACCGCGCGAUUGUGCCUGUGUGCGUACGCGCGCGUGUGUGUGUAUGUGUGUGUGUGUGUGUGUGUGUGACCUACGACAACCUGCCGCCCGGUUUCGGCGCGCCGCCCGAGUGUGACGUCCGCACACCGACCCGGUCGAAUCCCUCGCUCCACUUUUUCCACGGAGGUCACGGAGUUGCCGCGCGCCAAUUCGGAAGGUCGGCGAAGUAGGAGGUGGUGCACGAGGAGAAGAAGGAGGAGAGAUAGAGAAGCAGGAGGAACGUGAAGCUGCCGGAGGCGGUGUGGUGGUAGCGCGAGAAAUCGAAGCACACUCGGACAAUUCUAGAAUUAUCGGCUGCGGACAUUGCCUCGACACGCGAUCGUCGUACCGCGGCGUUUUAACGAGGCCGAUCAUUAAAUUCGGAGAGGGUUUCGCGCGACGCGCAGCUCACCGCUCCAUGCACGAAGAUGUGUGAAGAUCGAUUGUUCUCCAUCGACCAGCAGAAUCAUCCAAUGAUCGCGCUUGUUUACGUCGCAACCAGAUUCGGAAGUUCACUCUGAGAUUGCCGAUAGAGAUCCGAUCGAUCGAACGCGGCAGGAAAACGCUCGCGUCGGUUCGCUCGCGCCGCGCUGAGGAGAGAAAGUACGCGAACUCUCGAACCGGAAGUGCCAUCGAGCGAGAAUAUUCAGCGCCGCGCGGUUCUGUCUGUAUUUCUUUCACCUCGUCCCUCGUCUAUCGUAUAUGCAUAUCUCAUUCUCUCUUUCUUUCUUUCUCUUUACCUUUCGCCAUCAUCCGCGUGAGCUUUAUAUCGUUGAGAACUCUACGCUAUUGUGCAUUUAGACCAUCGUAAGUUAAUCGCCGCGUUGCGCAGACUAAUAUUCCUCCGCAUUACUACUUGAACCAGCGACGGAUGGUUACGUUCAGACGUGGAACGACCCACCGUCACUCUGAUCUCGUAACGAAACACUGCCAAUUAAACACGAACCGACCCGAACACGCCAAUCGAAAGCUCUCGCCUUGCCGUGAUUCCUUCUCGCUCACGGACAAGCUCGACGACCACGGCCAAAGUCACACGGGUCCUUUCCGGGUUGGGCAUGCGCGCCAGCCACGCGUCCCCGAAACAGCGCGCGAAUACAACGAAAGAAGAGACCGGAAGAGACCUCAAAGCGACGAAACCGAGCGCUCUCGCACGCGACACCGAGCACUGCCGCUGCCGAAUUUAACGAGACACUGCCACUUCCGGAAGAAAGAACAAACAGAACUUACCUAAAUCAAAGCACGGCCGAUUCACAUUUACAAGAGAGAGAGAGAGAUAGACUACUAUUUCGCAAUCAAAAUUUGCGAUCGCUACUGUUGCGAAACUAAAUUACGAUGAGCGACUAUUUUGAUUACUUCUCUGAUGUUUGAAAAAACAAUUUUGAAAACUGCGAACGAAACAAAUAUCCGGAGUUCAGUAACCGUAUCGGAGUAACGACGCGACUUCCUGUUAAACGAGUAGUGAACAAAAUGGAACGAUAGAAAUAGUGACUGUGUUAUCUAAUCACUUGCGACUGCCAUUUUGGUCCACGCACAGCACGCACGUGAGCGAGAGAAGUACAGUGGACAAAUACAGUGAGCUCAGCUGCAAGAACGUUCGUGGGAAAAAAAAAAGAUCGAAUAGAUAAGAUUAUUGAUCUUCGAUGAUUCGUCGGUAUUGAAAAUUUUAUUGCUCUUACGACACCAUCGGAAAAAUCUAUAAUCUUGUUACAUCCAAUGUGUGCGAUUCGUAAAUAACACUCGAAACCUUACGACAAGUUACAAGAGAUUCGUGAUUGAGGAAUCAAAGAUCGGCAGGUGUCAUCGAGGGAGUGAUGAUGAUCGUGGAAUCAUCCGAGUGAUCGCGCAGUGUCAGUGAUUUCCGCGUAAACGUGUUAUACGCGAUGGCCAGAGAUAACACUGAUGCAAUGAAUUAAGCGUUCUCUGCGUAAACGGACUCGAUAUCGAUUUAACGGGGUGAUCACACAAGUGCGUGGCCGGCGAAUCGGUUUUGCAUUUCACGCAUUUCGAUCGGAAAUACACUCGCAUGAGAUAUUUGCAAGUUAUGGCAACGCUAUCUCAGUCACGCUAUCGUGAACUUGUACAAUUGCUAAUUGUGAGAUGAUCGAGAUCGAAAGCGGCAAAAAAUAACGGGUAUAGAAAAAAGUUAGAAGAGUCAUCGAGAGUAAAACUGGAUAGCCGUCGCGGAAUUUCAUCGACGGAUAAUCGAUACGGCGAACGAUCGUCGAGGCUUUCCACGGAACCACGAUCAGUGAUGACUCUUGCAAGAAGUUAGAAGCGCCGCGCGGUGAAACGAAGAAAAGUGCGAUUGAACGGAUGGACGACGGAACCGUUAUUGGCUCGUAACACAAAAGAAUCGAAAUCAGAGAGCUAUUACUAAUAUUUGAAACAAGAGAUAAUCUAUUUAACGAAACACGUGCCCGUCAGUGCUCGUUCUACUGCCUUUAUUUAGUUCUACUGUUCUACUCCGUCUAGACGAGAUCGUCCAAAGUACAACUGAAAAAAAGAUUUAUAGAUUAUUUAUAGAUCUCACAACAGAGCCUACACACGUCCAACGCAAUUAUCUAAUAUCUAUAUUGCUUCACGUACGCUUUAAACGUAACACUUGGUGAUAGUUGUUUAUAAGUUAACAAGGUAACAGACUUGUCCAGUGAUUGAGAAAGAGUAGUCGCGUUUCUAAUAAUCCGUAAAACCGACGACAACGGCGCGGCGGUGAGGGUUGCGCAUGGUGCCGGAAGUAUCGGACAAAUGAGGAACAAGUGCGCGUACAAGUGCUUGAGAAAACGGACCAGGCGGCGGAGACGCGUUUCCGAUUAGAGCGUCUGAUCGGAACCGGUACAAAUCUGUGCAUGUGGUGUGCGCGCGUGGUGCCAGAAACGGUGACCACGAGGCGGUGGACCGCCGUGAUCACGUGAUUAUUCCGACGAACCCCCUCGUCGGAACGAAAUCUCGAGAAAGAAGAAAGAACGCGCUCGCAACUACGAUUUUUUACACCUCGGAUGUCUUAAGCGGAAAAAGAUGAAUUAUGACCCUUCCGAGCAGCCCGUGUGAGAUAGACAACAUGAGCUUGUUUCAAGACCUCAAGUUGAAAAGGAGAAAGGUCGACUCCCGAUGUAGUAGCGACGACUCCCCGGUAUCCCUCGGAUCAGCAGGCUCGCCGCAGGGGAACCAGCCGGCGGACGCACCUUCACCCAUAAACUUUCCUGCUCCAGGGGAGAGCAUGGCCGACACCUCGACCCUGUCGCCGGAGGCCAACAUGCCGAGCUCGCCGGGCUGCCCCAUGAUCAGAGUGACGAGCGAGUACCUGCUGGGCAGCCCGAGUCCAGGGACACCGCGAGGAGGUGACCCUCUCCGUGUUGCUGGCAGCAGUGGAGGCGGCAACGGCGGUGACGGCGGUAGCGGAAGAGGAAGCGGCCAGGAGGGUCGGGAAACGGCGUGCUCAGAUCGCGCGUCACCCGACUCGGUCUUCCCAGAUGCCGGUUCGAUGAUGAACUUCAGGGUCACCGACGAACAGCAGCAGCAGCAGCAGCAGCAGCAGCAGCAGCAGCAGCAACAGCAGCAACAGCAGCAGCAGCAACAGCAGCAUCAUCAACAAACACAACAGCCACAACGCUCUGCUACACCCGCGCCGAUCAUCAAAUCGUCGCCCUAUUCGCCGGUCCAAGCAGUCUCGUCAACUCCGAUCAGCCAGGAGGUUACCUCGAGGAGCGAUAGCCCGGAUAAGUGCGAUCUGUCGUCCGUCCAGACCAAGCAGGAGUCCGACAAUUCUGUCUUCGACGGAGGCGGUGGUGGCGGCGGUGGCGGCGACGGCGGCGGCGGUCGUUCGGAAGCCACCAGCCAACCUAGUCACCGGAGCAGUCCGUCGUCGCAGUUCGUCAACCCGAGCCAGAGCGUCAGUCCCGGCACGAUUGGAGCUGUCGGGCCGCACGGGCCCGCGCAACAGCAGCAAUCCCCACCGACGCCGCCGAGACAUCGCGCACCCUCGGUACCGCCGCACAUGCUGACCCACCAUCCUCAGUUUUGGUCGCCGAACACCACCGGCGUGCAAGGAUUCGCCACGCAGAGGCUACUCAACGGCGUCAUCAGCAGCGCCGUCAGCUACGGCGGACAGAACGUUACCACUAUCUCCACCAGCUCUGGCAGUGGUACAAGCAGCUCUAGCAGUACCAACUCCAGUGUCAGCUGCGUUACUACCGGCGCAACUACCACGGCGACUUCAUGCGAUAUGAAGCCACCGGCGCAGAGAGCAGCGCCGGCACCACCACGGCCCCCGCCCACGGUGCUGAUGGGCGAGAUCGGUGGCGUCCGUACAAUGAUAUGGUCGGCGCCGCCGUUGGACCCGGUACCGCCGCCGGCGGCGUCGUGGACGACCACGGCGUCGGCGGCCGCCUCGUGUUCCUCAUCCGAGGAGUCGGCCGCCCAGCUGCUGCUGAACCUCGGUCAGGAAUCCCGAGGUAAACCACCCUCCUCUUCGUGCGCGGUGUCGUACUCGUCCACCGCCGGGCCACCGCUCAACAUGGAGAGGCUAUGGGCCGGCGAUACGACGCAAUUGCCAGCCGCGCAACAGAUGCAAGCGCUGAAUCUUACGGCUUCCGGUUCCGCCGGACAGCCGUGGGUGAGCAACGGUGGCACAAUCGUCAAGACCGAGGCGGCUUCGCAAUCCAUAUCGGUUGCACCACCGGCACCCCCCUUGCCGCCCCAGGAACACGAGGAAGAUGAAACGCCUAUGAUAUGCAUGAUUUGCGAAGAUAAGGCAACCGGUUUGCAUUACGGCAUCAUCACGUGCGAAGGGUGCAAAGGCUUUUUCAAGAGGACUGUACAAAAUAGGAGAGUGUAUACGUGCGUGGCAGAAGGUGGUUGCGAAAUCACAAAAGCACAGAGGAAUAGGUGUCAGUACUGCCGAUUUAAGAAAUGUAUCGAACAGGGUAUGGUCUUGCAGGCAGUUCGGGAAGACCGGAUGCCUGGAGGAAGAAAUUCUGGUGCAGUGUACAAUCUUUACAAGGUAAAGUACAAGAAACACAAAAAGAGCAACAAAGCUGGGGUCGGCGGCGGCAUGGGUGGCAGCGGUAACGUCGGUGGUGUAAAUGGCUCAGGAUCUUUGGUGGGUACCAAGGGUACCAUGGGUACGACGAUGUUAGAUAAACAUAUGGCCGCAGCCGCCGCCGCCCACCAUAGCCAACAACAGCAGCAACACGCUCAGUUGGCGGGUAGCUUUCUUCACCAUCAGAAAAUUUCAUCAGGCGAUCCUCUCAACUCGCCGCCUACCCCUAGCCAUCCGAGCCAUCCAGCUCACUCGGGCCACCUCGUCAAUGGGACGAUCCUAAAGACGGCGCUCACCAAUCCCUCCGAAGUGGUGCAUUUACGGCAAAGGCUAGACAAUGCAGUGAGUAGUUCGAGGGAUCGAGUUUUUCCUCUGGAUGCAACGCUGACUAUGAUUCAAACCCUCAUAGACUGCGAUGAGUUCCAAGAUAUCGCCACAUUGAGGAACUUGGAUGAGCUGCUGGACCAUAAUUCAGACUUAAGUGAAAAGCUGUGUCAGAUAGGAGACAGCAUAGUGUACAAGUUGGUGCAGUGGACCAAAAGGUUACCGUUUUACCUUGAGCUGCCGGUCGAAGUUCACACGAGGCUGCUCACUCACAAGUGGCAUGAACUUCUUGUGCUGACCACCUCUGCUUACCAAGCGAUGCACGGUCAGCAUAGGCUAAAUGUCGGUACCGAUGGGACGAGUGCAGAUUUUAUGCAAGAAGUAACGAACAACAUGUAUACGUUGCAAACGUGCCUAACCAGCAUGAUGGGUCGGCCGAUAACCAUGGACCAAUUGCGGCAAGACGUAGGGCUCAUGGUGGAAAAAAUCACGUAUGUCACAUUAAUGUUCAGGCGGGUGAGGCUACGGAUGGAAGAGUACGUCUGCCUAAAAGUAAUCACUAUGCUCUCACAAGACGUGAAAACACGAGGAGGUACACUGGAAUUAGAACAGAUACAAGAACGAUAUAUGAGCUGUCUGCGAAGUUUCGUCGAGCACAGCGCGCCUCAGCAACCGAGCCGAUUUCAUGAUCUUCUCGUCAGAUUGCCCGAAGUACAAUCGGCGGCGGCUUUACUACUCGAGAGUAAAAUGUUCUACGUUCCUUUCCUAUUAAAUUCAGCAAUUCAAAGAUAGUAAAUAAACAAAGUGACGAUAAACGAAGCUGAAUACCUAUACACAUACUAUGCAUAUAUUAUAAAUAUAUACACACAGAAAAGUAAAAGAACCGAACAAACAGACAACAAACGACAAGCGAACGGACAAAU